Molecule: messenger RNA, 711 nt
Organism: Peronospora belbahrii
Lineage: Eukaryota; Oomycota; Peronosporomycetes; Peronosporales; Peronosporaceae
Source: the annotation of a GenBank genome assembly
AUGAACUCGCCAAUGGAUACUUUACUCUCGAGCGAGCUUUCUGCCGACACGUUAGCGGCAUUACAAGCACAUUUUCAGACCCAACAAGUCCAGGAGAAUGCAGGUGUAUCCGAAGACUUUCGUCUCUCUCAAUUCUGGUACGAUUCUCAAACUGGUCGUGCGUUAGCGCAAGAAGCUAUUGAUCAGAGCAAAGAGGAUAAGCGUAUUGCUUUUGUCAGUACACCAGCAGCAUAUCGAGACUUUCUCAAGAUUCAAGAAGAAUGUGAAUCGUCCAUUCAUAGUGAUAAUGUAUACUUGUUCGAGUAUGACCGUCGCUUCGAUGAAAAGUACAGUGGACACUUUGUAUUCUAUGACUACAAUGAGCCUACGAAUCUACCAAAGAGGUUUUAUCGAUAUUUUGACUAUGUCUUGGUAGAUCCACCUUACUUGAAUACCAACUGCAUGAGCAAGUUUGCUGAGACUAUACGCUGGUUGGUAAAAGACCUAGAAAUUAUUCCAGGAAAGAAGGACAAGAUACUUACUCCAUGCACCUUUAUUACUGCACGUAUGCUCCGCAAAGAGAUUUACGCCGAGCUAGGCUUUACACCUUCAGGCUUUACACCAACAUUUGAAUCCAAAUUGUCGAAUCAAUUCCUGACGUACACCAACUAUUCCUCGGACCGUUUUGGUGAGAGCAAUGAGGAAUUUGAAGACUCUGACGACAAGAAGUAA